Acromyrmex echinatior (Panamanian leafcutter ant) is the source of this 1220-nucleotide messenger RNA. Its product is annotated as START domain-containing protein 10. The record is from RefSeq and is a predicted model, not a curated record. Gene Ontology annotation, molecular function: lipid binding. Lineage: Eukaryota; Metazoa; Arthropoda; Insecta; Hymenoptera; Formicidae.
AGAUGAAAGAGCUCCCUGAGCGGAGCUCAGUGUGCAGUUGCGCAUCUGGAUGAACCCUAUAGAUCAAUGGUUUCAUCAGCUGAUAAUGACAAGCCGACUAUUGACAUCGGUGUGCCAAAGUUGAAGGCUUGUGAGUCACAACACAUGAUAGCAUCCAACAACAAAUCUGAAAUUCUCACCAUAAUUUGAUGGCACGUACAAUAACGAGUAUGCUAAACGAGCUGUUUGCUUUUACAGCUUCCGAGUAGACAACGAUAAAACAAUUGCGUUUAUAUAUUCAAAGUCGGGCUUCGAGUGUAAAAAGAUUAGUGCAAACCAGUUGUUCAAAAGUAUGUUACCGCGUGAUUAUUGAAACAUACGAGUUCGCUCGCAUCAUCCGUUCUCGAUGUUGUCAGCGACACAUUUAGUUCGUAUGUGCCAUUUGGAAGUAACACAUCGUCACUGUAGCUCGUUGGCGAGACAUGCUCGAAAGUCAUCUAAACAUUUAAUUACCUCAAAUCUUUAUCACCUGCGAUAACGAGCUUUUUAAACGGAAUGUGUGAUAUGACUUGAUUAUCACCAGCUCCUUCCAGACCACAAAUGGGAAAGUAAUGGACUGCGAUAGAAGCAUAUGGAACAUAGAAAGAAUCAUUAUAUGCUGGAAUAUUCUUUAAAUAACAUGCCAUGUGUAGAUGUUUAUAGAUAUAUUAUAAAUUGAAUGAAUAAGAAAAUGAUAGUCUUGUCCUUCUAUUGAUAAACUUCUAACAAAUAUCAGAUCAUUACAAUGGAUGUUGGCAUCGUCAAAAUUGCAGAAGAUAAAGAUUUUGAGAAACUGAAGCAGCUGUAUGACGAUAAUAACAAUUGGAAAUUAGAUUAUAACAAGCCUGAUUUAUCUGUUUGGACAAAAUCCGUCCCAGGAAUUAGUUUUAAAAUGGUGAAAAUUAGAACACGUUUCCCUGAUGUUUCACCAGAAACACUGUACGAUGUUCUACAUGACCCUGAGUAUAGAAAAAUUUGGGACACUCAUAUGAUUGAAUCAAAAGAUAUAGGGUUUUUUAAUCCAAACAAUGAUAUUGGAUAUUAUUCCAUGGCAUGUCCAUCUCCGUUAAAAAAUAGAGACUUUGUCCUUCAACGAUCUUGGCUGGAUACUGGUAUAGAACAGUUAAUAUUGAAUCAUUCUGUUUAUCAUAAAGAUUAUCCACCUAGAAAACACUUUAUACGAGCAACAUCUUACCUCACAG